Molecule: messenger RNA, 1206 nt
Organism: Pestalotiopsis fici W106-1
Lineage: Eukaryota; Fungi; Ascomycota; Sordariomycetes; Amphisphaeriales; Sporocadaceae
Product: ATP-dependent RNA helicase FAL1
Exons: 2
Coding region: 1-1206 (401 amino acids)
Cellular component (GO): catalytic step 2 spliceosome; nucleolus
Molecular function (GO): ATP binding; RNA helicase activity; mRNA binding
Source: RefSeq, a predicted model, not a curated record
AUGGCCGAAGGAGGAGGUAUCGAUCGUCGCGCCGACGAGAAGAUGGAGUUCUCCACCUCCAAGGAGGUCACAGUUCAUCCUACUUUCGAGUCCAUGUCGUUGAAGGAGAACCUUUUGCGUGGUAUCUACGCCUAUGGAUACGAGUCGCCAUCCGCCGUGCAGUCGCGUGCCAUCGUUCAGGUCUGCAAGGGUCGCGACACCAUUGCCCAGGCUCAGUCUGGUACCGGAAAGACGGCCACCUUUUCCAUUUCCAUGCUUCAGGUGAUCGACACGGCUGUUCGCGAGACCCAGGCUCUCGUCUUGUCGCCUACUCGUGAAUUGGCUACUCAAAUACAGUCUGUUGUCAUGGCUCUUGGCGACUACAUGAAUGUCCAGUGCCAUGCUUGUAUCGGAGGAACCAACGUUGGAGAGGACAUCAGAAAGCUCGACUAUGGCCAGCACAUUGUCUCCGGCACGCCUGGACGCGUUGCUGACAUGAUCCGUCGCCGCCACCUGCGCACUCGUCAUAUUAAGAUGCUCAUUUUGGAUGAAGCCGAUGAGCUGCUCAACCAAGGUUUCCGUGAGCAGAUUUACGAUGUCUACAGAUACCUGCCGCCCGCUACCCAGGUUGUGGUGGUUUCUGCCACUCUGCCCUACGACGUUCUCGACAUGACCACCAAAUUCAUGACUGACCCAGUUCGCAUUCUGGUCAAGCGUGACGAGUUGACCCUGGAAGGCCUAAAGCAAUACUUCAUUGCCGUUGAGAAGGAAGACUGGAAGUUCGACACCCUUUGCGACUUGUACGACACAUUGACAAUUACUCAAGCCGUCAUCUUCUGCAACACGCGCAGAAAGGUCGACUGGCUCACCGACAAGAUGCGAGAAGCCAACUUUACCGUCAGCAGCAUGCACGGAGACAUGCCCCAAAAGGAGCGUGACAGUAUUAUGCAGGAUUUCAGACAGGGCAACAGCAGAGUGCUCAUUUCGACUGAUGUUUGGGCUCGUGGUAUCGACGUUCAGCAAGUCAGUCUGGUCAUCAACUAUGACUUGCCCAGCAACCGUGAAAACUACAUUCACCGUAUCGGCCGUAGUGGGCGUUUCGGACGGAAGGGUGUGGCCAUCAACUUUGUGACCAGCGAGGAUGUUCGCAUUCUUCGCGACAUUGAGUUGUACUACUCUACACAGAUCGAUGAGAUGCCAAUGAACGUCGCAGAUCUGAUCUCGUAG